AUGGAAGGCAAUUUGGUUGGAAAAAUUAACAAUCAAAUUGAAAUGGAAACCCCAAACAAUAUCACAAUCAAAGGGAUUCUUGGAUUGUUAAUGGCAAAUACAGAGGCAACAGAUAUGAAGAAAGUUAUAUCAUUAGGAAUGGGUGACCCAACAUUAUAUUCUUGUUUUCAUUCACCUGAUGUUGCACAUGAUGCUGUUAUUGAAUCUCUUACUUCUCACAAAUUCAAUGGUUAUUCACCUACUGUGGGACUUCCUCAAACAAGAAAGGCGAUUGCAGAUUAUUUGUCGCGUGAGCUCCCCGAAAAGUUAUGUGCAGAUGAUGUUUAUAUCACAGCUGGUUGCACCCAAGCCAUUGAAUUAGCAUUGUCGAUUCUUGCUCGCCCUGGUGCUAACAUAUUGCUACCGAGGCCUGGUUUCCCAAUUUAUGCACUUUGUGCUGCAUUUAGAAACAUCGAAGUUCGAUACUUUGAUCUCAUUCCAGACAAAGGCUGGGAGGUUGAUCUCAAUGCUGUUGAAGCUCUAGCAGAUCAUAACACGAUCGGAAUAGUUGUUAUAAAUCCUGGGAAUCCUUGUGGAAAUGUUUAUAGUUACCAGCAUCUUCAAGAGAUUGCGGAAACUGCUAAGAAGCUUAGGACUAUAGUGAUCGCGGAUGAAGUAUAUGGUCAUCUUGCUUUUGGGGCUAACCCCUUUGUACCAAUGGGAAUUUUCGGAGACAUUGCUCCUGUGCUUACUCUCGGUUCUUUGUCUAAGCGAUGGUUAGUCCCUGGCUGGCGUCUUGGUUGGCUUGUCACAAAUGAUCCUAAUGGCACCUUCAAAAAUCCAAAGUUUGUUGAACGUAUUAAGAAGUAUUGUGACAUUUGCGGAGGUCCAGCUACUUUUAUACAGGCGGCUGUCCCUCGCAUUAUUCAGCAAACAGAAGACGUUUUCUUCAGGAAGACGGUUAACUUGUUGAAAUGGACUGCAGACAUUUGUUGCGAUAAGAUAAAGGAGAUUCCUUGUAUUAGCUGCCCGUAUAAACCAGAAGGAUCAAUGGCUGUAAUGGUGAAGCUGCAUCUACCGCUUAUGAUAGACAUAAGCGAUGAUAUUGACUUCUGUUUCAAACUGGCGAAAGAGGAAUCUGUUAUACUCCUUCCAGGACUUGCUGUGGGUUUGAAGAACUGGAUUAGAAUAACCUUUGCCGCGGAUCCAGCUUCUCUUGAAGAAGCACUAGGAAGGCUCAAAUCGUUCUGUCAAAGGCAUUCGUAUCAACAAAAUGAUCAUCAUUGA
Solanum pennellii is the source of this 1266-nucleotide messenger RNA. Its product is annotated as probable aminotransferase TAT2. Gene Ontology annotation, molecular function: transaminase activity; pyridoxal phosphate binding. Lineage: Eukaryota; Viridiplantae; Streptophyta; Magnoliopsida; Solanales; Solanaceae. The record is from RefSeq and is marked provisional. Gene Ontology annotation, biological process: amino acid metabolic process; biosynthetic process.